Messenger RNA from Phytophthora sojae, 1609 nucleotides. RefSeq lists its product as hypothetical. The record is from RefSeq and is a predicted model, not a curated record. Bases 26 to 1609 code for a protein of 527 amino acids. The transcript is spliced from 3 exons. Gene Ontology annotation, molecular function: manganese ion binding; metalloaminopeptidase activity. NCBI's taxonomy places the organism in Eukaryota, Oomycota, Peronosporomycetes, Peronosporales, Peronosporaceae. Gene Ontology annotation, biological process: proteolysis. Gene Ontology annotation, cellular component: cytoplasm.
ACUAAGCUCAAGCUCUAGUGGAUCGAUGGUGCUCCGUCGCCUCUUCACCUCCAGCUCCGCCUCGGCCUCGGCCGCGCCGCGCAUGGUGCAGCAGCGCGUGCAGACGCAGCUGUCGCUGCUGUCCGAGGCCGCAUCGACGCCCAAGACGCGCGUCGUGUUCGUGUCGCGCGCCGCCGCCGCCUCCUCCGAGCUGCAGAGUGCGCUGCCCUUCCCCGUGUCCGCCGCCGCGCUGAGCGACUUCAAGGCCAAGCCGCAGGAGAAGCUGUACCUGUACCCGAGCGUGGACGACGCGGCCUUCAACGACCAGCGCGUGCUGCUCGUGGGGCUCGGAGACGCCGAGAAGGUCACGCCCAACACGCUGAGGGACGCCACGCACGGCGCUCUGAGCGCGCUCAAGGCCAAGCGCGCCACGGACGUCGUGGUGCAGGUGCCCAACCUUCAGGGCGGCAAGAUCGACGCCGCCCGCGUGGUGGAGCUGGUGUCCCAGGCCUCCAUGCUGUCCAACUACCAGUUCGACCAGUACCUGACGGACUCCAAGGACGCCUACGGAGACAGCAAGCUGCGUCUGCCGCUGGAGCAGAUUUACGUGGACGCGUCGGCCGAGUUCCAGAAGAAUGUGGCGGAGCAGGCGACGGUCGGCGAGGAGACCAUCUUUGCGCGCAACCUCGGCAAUGAGCGCUCGCACGUUGUGAACCCGGCGUUUAUGGAGGAGGUGGCGCGUGCGUCGGCCGACCUCCCCAACAUGUCUGUCCGCGUGCUGCAGCAGGAGGAUCUGGAAAAGGAAGGCAUGAACAUGUUCCUGAGUGUCGGUCAGGCCGCCGUCUGCCCUCCUCGCCUAGUGAUUCUUGAGUACCGUGGUAACCCCGACUCGGACGAGAAGGUUGCGUUGGUGGGCAAGGGCGUCACGUUCGAUACUGGCGGCUUGAACCUUAAGCCUACGGGUUCGAUCGAAGAUAUGCACACGGACAUGUGCGGCUCUGCUGCUGUCCUCGGAGCUGUGCGCGCCGCCUCGCGCCAGAAUCUCAAGGUAAACGUUGUGUGCGCCCUUGCGCUCGCUGAGAACGCUAUUGGAUCCAAGGCAGUGAAGCCGCUUACGAUUGUCAAGUCGCACAAGGGCAUCACUGUGGAGAACAACAACACCGAUGCCGAGGGCCGUCUGGUGCUUGGUGAUGCGAUGUCGUAUGUGCAGAAGGAGUACAAGCCCAAGAAGGUCAUCGACGUCGCCACCUUGACUGGCGCGUGCAUGGUAGCUCUGGGCGAGCACUGCGCUGGCUUGUUCUCCAACUCGGACGACUUCGCCAAGAAGCUGCAGGAGGCAGGAACGGAUUGCCACGAGCGCUGCUGGCAUCUGCCAAUUCUCCCUGAGCACACUGCCGCGCUGAAGGGCACGCAGUCGGACUCGCGCAGCACGGGCCGUGGCCGCUACGGUGGCGCGUCCACUGCCGCAGCUUUCCUGCAGCAGUUCGUUUACGAGGGCGUGGACUGGGCACACCUGGACAUUGCUGGUCCUUCAAACUACAGCGCCGCCAAGUCGUACUUCCCCAAGGGGGCCACGGGCUUUGGCGUGCAAUUGCUCUACAACUACCUCAAGGAACACGAGCAGCAUUAG